CAUGGCAAUACAUAUGGCUAGUUGUUGUAUCAAUCAAAAUGAUAGACGGUAAAGAACGAACUGAUUGGAUAAGCAGAUUGUCUGGCAAGCUCGUGUAUGUAAACUGUCGCGUGUGUUGUUGAGUCUGCGCUGAAGGAAAGAGGAGGGCCUUGAAGACAGUGUUUUUAUUUAUUUCUUUGUUUCAGUGGAAAAAACAAUAACAACGAUAGCUGCAUUACUUGAAAUCCUUCCUUAGUAGGUACACUCAACCAAGAAAGAAAACUGGAAAAUACAACAGUAAGAAUUGAAAAGCCAAAGCGAAGGAGGGGAGGAUGAAGCGGCGCAAUGCGGACUGCAGCAAACUCCGACGGCCGUUAAAACGGAACCGAAUCACCGAGGGUAUAUACGGCAGUACGUUCCUGUACCUGAAGUUCCUGGUGGUGUGGGGGCUGGUGUUGCUUGCAGACUUUGUGCUGGACUUCAGGUUUGAGUACCUGUGGCCCUUCUGGCUCUUCAUCCGGAGUGUGUACGACUCCUUCCGCUACCAGGGCCUGGCGUUUUCAGUGUUCUUUGUGUGUGUGGCGUUUACAUCAGAUAUCAUUUGCCUGCUCUUCAUACCUGUGCAGUGGCUCUUCUUCGCAGCCAGCACCUACGUCUGGGUGCAGUACGUGUGGCAUACAGAAAGAGGAGUGUGUCUCCCAACAGUAUCGCUAUGGAUACUCUUUGUAUAUAUCGAGGCAGCUAUCAGAUUCAAGGAUCUGAAAAACUUCCAUGUGGACCUGUGCCGUCCAUUUGCGGCACACUGUAUUGGCUACCCGGUGGUGACGCUGGGCUUUGGCUUCAAGAGCUACGUCAGCUACAAAAUGCGCGUGCGCAAACAGAAAGAGGUGCAGAAGGAGAAUGAGUUCUACAUGCAGCUCCUGCAGCAGGCCCUGCCACCAGAGCAGCAGCUGCUCCAGAGGCAGGAGAGGGAAGCGGAGGAAGCUGCAGCCGCCAAAGGGAUGUCCGAGGACUCUCAGACGCCCGUGUCCCAGAACGGAGGCCCCGCCGUGGGCAAGAAGCCGUCCUCGGGGCCCCUGCCCGAGCUGGAGUACCGGGAGAAGGGGCGCAAGGGCCAGGGGUCGUCGGGGGCCCAGCAGAGCGGCGACAGCAGCAGCAGCAGCAGCAGCAGCUCCAGCAAGGAGCAGGAGUACAUGGAGACGCAGCCCAACGGCAACAGCAAGAGACUGAGCCACAGCGACAGUGCCGAGAACCUGCUGCUCAAGGAGGAGAACUCCUUCUCCUCCUGCUGCUCCUCGUCCUCCUCGUCCAACUGCAACGCCAAGAACCAGAAGAACGCCAGCGCGGCGGCAGCAGCAGCGGCGGCGGCGGGCAACUCCUCGCCCCGGGGCAACGGCACGGCCAACGGGAGCGUGCCGUCCUCGGCCCAGCAGCCCGUAGCCUCGGGCAAGGGCGACAAGAAGCAGAGGAGCGGCGGGGGCAAGGGCGCCUCCGCGUGUCACAACAAAGACACGCUGGAGAACUGCAUCCCCAACAACCAGCUCAGCAAACCAGAGGCACUGCUGAGGCUGGAGCAGGACGUGAAGCGUCUGAAGGCGGAGCUGCAGGCCAGCCGUCAGGUGGAGCAGGACCUGCGCAGCCAGCUGGGGGCUCUGGGCAGCGCCGAGAGGAGCGUGCGCUCCGAGCUCGGACAGCUGCGGCAGGAGAACGAGGUCCUACAGAACAAGCUGCACAGUGCGGUGCAGGGGAAGCAGAAGGAGCGGCAGGCGCUGGGCUCGCUGGAGCGCAGGCUGAAGCAGGAGCAGGAGGCGCGGGCAGCUGCCGAGAAACAGCUGGCCGACGAGAGGAAGCGCAAGAAGCUGGAGGAGGCCACGGCCGCCCGCGCUGUCGCUCUCGCCGCCGCCUCACGAGGGGAGUGCACAGACUCCUUGCGGAGGCGAAUCUCGGAGCUGGAGACAGAGUGCAAGAAGCUCAGCAAAGACCUGAAACAGAAAGAGGAGCAGAUCCACGAGUUGGAGCUCACAGUGCAGGAGCUGCACAAGUAUAAGGAGAACGAGAAGGACACGGAGGUGCUGAUGUCGGCGCUUUCGGCGAUGCAGGAGAAAACCCAGCACCUGGAGAACAGCCUGAGCGCCGAGACGCGCAUCAAGCUCGACCUCUUCUCUGCGCUGGGCGACGCCAAGAGGCAGCUGGAGAUUGCACAAGGUCAGAUCCUGCAGAAGGAGCAGGAGAUCGCCGACCUGAAGCAGAAGAUCGCCGAGGUGAUGGCGGUCAUGCCCAGCCUGGCCUACUCGGCAGACACCAGCAGCAUGAGCCCCGUGGCGCCGCACUACUCCUCCAAGUUCAUGGACACCACCCCGUCCGGCCUGGACCCCAACGCUUCUGUCUACCAGCCCCUCAAGAAGUGACCGACCGGCCUCCUUCUCACCGUCCCUCUCCCACCUUUUUCUUUUUCUCUUUCUCUCGUUCUCUUUCUCUCUCUCUCUCUCUCUCUCUGCCCCUCUUUCUUUCUUUCUCCCUCCAUCAUGGAGGACAAAGAGGGGCCCAGAACCAGAGGAACUCUGCAUGUCUGCGGCUUAGAAUGUUCUCUAUCUCUCUUCUAUUCCCUCCUCCUCAUCCCUUUCUCUUUUGUUUUUCUCUUCCUCCUUCCCCCUCUCCCCCCAUCUGGCCGGCGCAGCAGAAGGAUGUCGUGUUGUGUGACUGUAUUUGUCGUAGUAAAAACUCAAAAGACACAAAAAAGAGACUUCAAGAGAUGGUCUACUAGGACGUUUUUUUCUCUCUCGUUGAAGUCAGGAAACCUCACAGAAACGACGUUUCAUCUUACAUUUAAGCAUAAGGAAAGGAAUCCCCCCCUCAUACCCCCCCCCCCCCCCAAAAAAAAAAAAACCCUUUCUUGUCAGUCUGUUUCUUCUCAGCUUCACUCAAUCCAUUGGAGUUUAGCUGUAGAUUGAGUAGGGUUAGAUUGGGGGGUUGUUGUCUAUCUUCAACACACGAAUUCUACUCACAUGCUGGUCCUGGCUCAACAAAAGUCACCUGCAAAAAAAAAAAAAAUGUCACCACCGGUGGCUACAAAGGAAUGUAAUAAAUUGUGGACUUGCUCCGUGAUAGAACUCCAUGUCUUGUUUGAAUCCCAAGAACAGGAGGAAACCCUUGUCUCCAAGCACCCCCUGCCACGAUACGAUGAACAGGUUUUUGGUUACGUGAUAUGCCAGCCUUCAGUUUAUUUGGAGCUCAAAUGGAAAUGUUCCCAGAUUAAAGAAAAAAAUAAAUCCAGCAAAGUGAAAUUUUCUUUUAAAAAGAGCAUAAAUGCAAGCCUGUUCAGUCCCUUAAAACCUUAAAUCGUUCCCCCCCUAAGCUCUGCCCCUUGUGUUCAGGUCAAACGUCCCUCAAAUUAAAACUGAUCAGUGCCUUGAGAUAGCAGCUCAUUGAUGGACUGGACUCCCUUGCCCAGCCAAGGUGCCCAUCAGAGUCCGCUGUGCUCUGUCUCUUGGAUUGAACAGGUGUGAGAGAGCUACAUUUGGUUAGCCAAUGGGGAGCUGGCUGAGGACUGGUUACAUAGAAGCCUAGCUGAAGCCUUUGGUGGGUCAUUUGCAGAACUAGAGCACUCGCUGGAAGUUUCCGUCGAGUGCUGUAGCGGUCAUGGCAAAGUGACCUGCACAAGGCCUUCAGGCUUGGUUAGUCAGAGCCCUCGUGCGCUUCAACCUGUUGUUAUUGGCCUCUUUGUAGAAGUCUCGCAGUCAUGUGUCCAAUCAAGAGAUAGAACAGCCCUGACCUUGGUGGAUGCUGUACCCCCUGGCAAUGUCACUCCUCUAUAGCAGUCCCAGGAACCAAAUCACAUGUGAAGCUUCCUGCUGCCACAGCAACACUCCUGGCCAGAUCGGCCCCGUGGUUUACGUCAUUCAAGUGGACAUCAAUGUUAUAAUGAUUCAUAAUUGGACAGCGUAUGAGGGAAUGAGGGGAAUUGCCCAGAUUAUGCAGGCCUGUUGAAUGACAAGUAGUUCUGUUGAUUAUUGCAUUAUUAUUCUGUUUUCAUAUGGCAGUGUUAAGACAGUAUCUGACCGCAGUCCUUGCCACAACCGAAGCUUGUUUUGAUUUUUUUCACUGGGGGGGCUUUUGGGUUUCAGCGCCCCAGCGCAUCCCUGUGGAAAAGGACCGACUCUGGCUCAUGUUUAGCGUCCUCCCCCGGCAGCAAAAGGUUCAUAGAGAUGUGUCCUGUCUGCAGCGUUCUGCCAUGGUGGAGCCUUGCCAGUGCAUCACUGACCUUAGUGAGCCCUGGAGGAAUGUCACUGUAUUUUCAUUUUGCUCAAGGCAAAAAGUAUUAGUGAUGCAGUACGUUGAGGCCAAAAAAGUUUACCUGUUCUGCUUAAUGUUUAUGUCCCCUCAUGCAGGGCUUAGAUUGAUUGAUGGAUUUAUGUGAUUUUUGCUGUCAUUUCAUGUGGUUGGUUCUUCUGAGUGUUUACGUGGUAUGCUGGACAAACAGAUUUUCUUUUUUUAAGUGCAGAUGACAAUGGUUCCAGUGUUUGGAAAUAAUGGUAAAAGGUCAGUCAGCUGAACGUUUAAUGGGAAAAACAUUUGUUUGUUGGUUUUUUUUUUGUUUUGUUUUUUUCUUUUUGCCCUUGGUCGCUUCUCGCUCUGUCUCUCUCCUCCAGUCUGGAUCUCAGUUGCGGUCUCUUUCUGUGAGGUUUUCAAGGGAUUAAAGAAGGGUUUUCUUGCA
This is a messenger RNA of Sardina pilchardus (European sardine), 4693 nucleotides long. RefSeq names its product macoilin 1b (gene maco1b). Gene Ontology annotation, cellular component: rough endoplasmic reticulum membrane. Gene Ontology annotation, biological process: neuronal signal transduction. The transcript has 11 exons. The record is from RefSeq and is a predicted model, not a curated record. The coding region runs from base 312 to 2387 and encodes 691 amino acids. NCBI's taxonomy places the organism in Eukaryota, Metazoa, Chordata, Actinopteri, Clupeiformes, Clupeidae.